Molecule: messenger RNA, 1032 nt
Organism: Penicillium subrubescens
Lineage: Eukaryota; Fungi; Ascomycota; Eurotiomycetes; Eurotiales; Aspergillaceae
Exons: 4
Coding region: 1-1032 (343 amino acids)
Cellular component (GO): Golgi apparatus
Source: RefSeq, a predicted model, not a curated record
AUGUACAAGCCAACCACACAAAAUGAGUGGCUUUUCUGUGGGGCAUUACUCGCGCAAGCCAUUAUCAUCUUGGCGCUAGAGAUAUAUAUUAUAUCAGAAUGGCAGGUAUGGGUCCGUCCCAAUGUAAUCCAAGUGACAGUUUCAUACGUCGUGCCAAUCAAUCUGGCCAUCUUCGUCUUUACUUGCGCCUACGAGCUUGUCCUUGCUAUCGAUGCGGUGCAUCACAAAAAUAAUCUGUUGCUAUUCGCUAUAUGCGUCAGCAAUGCAUGUAUUCUUGCGUUCUCCGCGAUGCAGCCGAAUUCCCUGAAAGAAAUCGCUCGGAGACUACCGACAGCCCGUGAUAACGAAAGUCAGCCCUUGGUAGAUCUCGAUUUUGAUUUCUGGAAGCGAGUUGGCCCAGCUCAAAUUGCUUGUCCGAUAAUUUUUGGGAUAUGCACUUUUAUUAUCUGGUCAUGCGCUUAUCGGCUACAUAAAGAGUAUGCCUGGGCUAUCUACCGAAGGAUUCAUGGUGAUAUGAGUAUCAAGACUCGCUUUCUGGCCUACGAGAUUUACCUUGUUCUUAUCAAGCUCGAUUUCUACUUUAUCGCGGUUUUUGUGGUCCAGUACGGUUUAAUCGACGUACACUUUGAGGAGCCAGAGUUCGCCCUCACAAUGGCUCUUCUACCUGCAUCUUUCCUUAUGAUGGCGCUGGCUUUCUGGUGCGUUCUCAGGGAGCGGAAGAUCGGAAUGAUAAUGGUAAUUGUCUGCCACGCUGCGAUAAUUGCAUAUCUUAUCAGCCGGAUCAUUGUGCUUUGUGGCAAUGGGGAGCGAGCGAAUACAGCAGACAAGGAUAUGAUGCUACUAUUCGCCUUUGUUGCUUUGAUCCUCAUGAUUUGCACUUUGAUAUGCGCUGUAGUCUGCACGUUCAAUUUCAAUCAUGGAUUGAAAGAGGUUCUCAACGAGAACAGCUAUAAGCGAGAUACGCAGUUUGCGGCUCUCCCCGGCCGUACUGAUCGAUCAUACUCGCCAUAUCACCGCCUCUCGCUUGGGUAG